Molecule: messenger RNA, 1717 nt
Organism: Coniophora puteana RWD-64-598 SS2
Lineage: Eukaryota; Fungi; Basidiomycota; Agaricomycetes; Boletales; Coniophoraceae
Product: 2-methylcitrate dehydratase
Exons: 7
Coding region: 167-1612 (481 amino acids)
Cellular component (GO): mitochondrion
Molecular function (GO): 2 iron, 2 sulfur cluster binding; 2-methylcitrate dehydratase activity
Source: RefSeq, a predicted model, not a curated record
AAGAGGACCACCCGGUGGACACAAAGGUCUUCCUUGUUCUGCGAUGUUUACCCUCCUCAGACACGGAACUCGCUCGCUCGGCCGUCCAGCCAGUUCAAGUGCAUCCGCGCUUUAUCGAUUAUCGCAGCCGCAGCCUUCUCUUCGCUGGUCUGCUGCAGUCCGCACCAUGUCUGUCCACCACGGAGAGUCCGCCGUCCGCCCAGAGCCUGACAAGGUUCUCAAGGACAUUGCCGACUACGUCCACAACUACCAGAUCACAUCCGACCUUGCCUACGAGACUGCUCGUCUCUGCCUUAUUGACACCAUUGGAUGUGGUCUCGAGGGCCUCCGUUUCCCGGACUGCGCCAAACUCCUUGGUCCAGUCGUCGAAGGAACUGUCGUGCCUAACGGCACCAAGGUUCCCGGAACCAACUACCAGCUCGAUCCCAUUCGCGGUGCCUUCAACAUCGGAACGCAGAUCCGUUGGCUCGACUUCAACGACUGCUUCCUUGCCGCCGAAUGGGGUCACCCAUCCGACAACUUGGGUGCCAUUCUCGCCGUGGCUGACCACCUCGCGCGUCAGGGCCAGCCCUUCACCGUGAAGGAUAUCCUCGAGGCCAUGAUCAAGGCCCAUGAAAUCCAGGGUGGCCUCGCGCUCCUCAACUCCUUCAACCGCGUCGGUCUCGACCACGUCGUCCUCGUCAAAGUUGCUAGCACUGCUGUCGUCUCCAAGAUGCUUGGUCUUUCGCACUCGCAAACCAUCGACGCUGUCUCGCAAGCGUGGGUCGACGGCCAGUCGCUCCGUACUUACCGCCACGCGCCUAACACCGGCCCGCGGAAGUCCUGGGCUGCUGGCGACGCAUGCUCGCGCGCGGUCAACCUCGCCCUUCUCGUCAAGAAGGGUCAGGCCGGCCUUCCCUCCGUCCUCACUGCCAAGGGCUGGGGCUUCUACGAUGUCCUCUUCAAGGGCAAAGAGUUCCAGUUCCAGAUGCCAUUCGGCUCGUACAUCAUGGAGAACGUCCUCUUCAAGAUCUCCUACCCUGCCGAGUUCCACGCCCAAACCGCCGUCGAGGCCGCGCACACGAUCCACGACCGCCUCAAGGCAAUGGGUAAAUCCUCGGACGACAUCAAGAGCGUCCGCAUCCGCACCCAGGAGGCCGCCGUCCGCAUCAUUGACAAGCAGGGUCCGCUCGACAACUUCGCCGACCGCGACCACGCCAUCAACUACAUGGUUGCCUACCCGCUCAUUUUCGGCGAGCUGACCUCCGAGUCGUACACCGACGCCUCGGCCGCUGACCCGCGCAUCGACGCUCUCCGCGCCAAGAUCCACUGUGUCGAGGACAAGAGCUUCUCUGUCAACUACCACGACCCCGCCAAGCGCUCCAUCGGCAACGCACUCCUUGUUGAGCUCAACGACGGUACCGUCCUCGAUGAGGUCGUCGUCGAGUACCCCGUUGGCCACAAGCGCCGCCGCGAAGAGGGCACGCCGCUCUUGAUCAACAAAUUCAAGAGGCAUAUUAGCUACCACUACGAUGAGGCUCAUCAACAAAAUAUCCUCAAGACCGUCGCAGACGCUCCUUCCUUCUUCAAGAUGCCCGUGGAUAAAUUCACCGACAUGUUCGUGAAGGCUUAAAUCCUUUGAUAGAUUAUUAGAUCCUUAGGAAUUGUUUCCAUUAACCUUGUUGGGAAUGAUACAAUGCAUGGUAGCUGCAAGAAAGAAAGAAAAGCUACUUGAUUU